AUGAUUUCCCAAUCUUAUCUCAUCCGGCUCCUCGCCGUCACCGCCGUCGCCAACGCUCUGCCCCUGAACAUCAACCUCGGUGCCUACUCGCCCGCGCUGGUGGUAGGUGAUGGUGCCAUCGAGUUCAAGGGAGGCCCGGGCGUCGAGAAGAUCAUGAACACCCUCCAGGGAGCCGGCGUUGCUGGCGCCGCCCGCGCCGCCGCUGCCGGCACCGGUGCCCCAGCCCGCGAGGUCGCCGCCGCCGCCGCAGCCCCCGCGCCCCAGGGCGCCGCUCAGGCCUCGGUAUCUUCUGGCAUCCUCAACGAGCAGGCUUCCCUCCCCAUCCCCGGCAGCAGCAGAGAGCUCGGCCCGCGCGACGAGCCCGAAGCGGAUGAUGACGACGAGGAGGUCGAGGCCGAGGCCACUGUCGAUGACGAGGAGGACGAGGCUGACGAGCAGACCGACGCCGCUCCCGCCAAGGUCCAGAAGAGGCAGGGCGGCGCCGGCUUCGACCGUGCCCUGACCUACGCCGAGGCGGCCCUAACCAAGGGCCCCAAGAUCAACCUCGGCACACCCGCCUCGGGCGUCGGCAUCAUCGUCGACAACAACCCCACCGUCGCCGCCCGCCCGGGAACCGGCGCCGCGGAGCACUAA
Gaeumannomyces tritici R3-111a-1 is the source of this 633-nucleotide messenger RNA. RefSeq lists its product as hypothetical. The record is from RefSeq and is a predicted model, not a curated record. Lineage: Eukaryota; Fungi; Ascomycota; Sordariomycetes; Magnaporthales; Magnaporthaceae. Bases 1 to 633 code for a protein of 210 amino acids. The transcript is spliced from 2 exons.